AUGGGUUUAUCCAAGUGCUUGUUUCUGUUCUUCAUCAUCUAUUUCUUCAAGGAGUGCAACGCCAGUACUUCGUCUGAGUCCUCUUAUUGUCAUGAUGAGGAGAGCUCUGCCUUGCUACAAUUCAAGGAGAGCUUUACUAUCAGCGCAUCCGCUUCGGGUUUACAGGGUGCUUAUCCUAAAGUGUUGUCAUGGAAACCACCUCAAGGAGGAAACAAAACCAACUGCUGCACAUGGGAUGGUGUCGAGUGUGACGAACAGACCGGUUAUGUGAUCGGGCUUGAUCUUAGAAGCAGCUGUCUCUACGGCUCCAUCAAGUCCAACAGCUCCCUCUUUCGUCUUGUUCAUCUUCAGAAGCUGGACCUUGCCGAUAAUGACUUCAAUUACUCUCAAAUUCCUACUAGCAUUAGGAAUUUCCCUAGCCUCGCCUAUCUUGACCUCUCUGCCUCUGUCUUUUCUGGUCGACUCCCAGCAGAAGUUUCACAGCUGGUUAAGUUGUCACUCCUCAAUCUUUCUUCCAAUACCGAUCCUUCAUCUGGUGUAGGAUUGUUGAAACUUGAUGGCAACAAUUUCAGAAAUCUUGUUAAAAACUUAACCAGACUAGAACAUCUUCGUCUCCGUUACAUCAACAUAUUUUCGACAAUACCCUAUUCCAUGGCCAAUCUAUCAUUUUUGACAACCCUCGACUUACUUCAGUGCAAGUUGUUUGGAGACUUCCCAGUAACAAUUUUCCACUUACAAAACUUGAAAAGUCUCUAUGUUAGAGACAACCAAGAUCUCAUUGGUCAUUUGCCUGAAUUUAAUCAAAGUAGUCGUCUCAUAACACUUGAUCUUCACGGAACUAGAUUUUCAGGUUACUUUCCUUCUUCCAUAGGAAAGAUUGAUUCUUUGAAGCAGUUGGACGUGGCUGCAUGCAAUUUUUCAGAAGGCUUUGUUCCAUCUUCCAUAGGUAAUCUUAGACAACUCGUUUAUCUAGACCUUUCAGCAAACAAAUUUGUAGGUCAGAUUCCCGAGUCCUUUGCAAACCUUACCCAAUUGACCGUCUUUAGGAUUAGUACAAGUCCAUUAACUGGUUCGGUCCCAUCGUGGAUAGGUAACUUCAGCAAGCUAGUUUACCUAGAUUUUUCGUAUAGUAGACUGAAUGGUUCAAUUCUUGCAUCAUUUUCCAAUCUCACAAACCUUGAGAUUCUUUAUCUUCAGUACAAUAACUUAUUGAGAGGUAAAGUUGAGUUUCAACAAUUCCAAAACCUUCAAAAUCUCAACCAACUUGAUCUUAGUGCUAAUAGUCUGGAAUUUCUCACUGAUUCAGUGAUUAUGAAUGCAACGGUUCCACAGUUUCAGGUUCUAGGACUGGCCAGAUGCAAUUUAACACAGUUCCCAUAUUUCUUAAGGUAUCAAAAAAACCUGCAGAACUUGUACCUUGAUCAAAACAAAAUCCAUGGCCAAGUACCGAAAUGGAUGUGGAACAUGAGCACCGGAAGUUUGAUGUACUUCAACCUUGGCACUAACCUCCUUUCAGGCUUUGAGCAACUUCCAAAUGUCCUUCCUUGGGUAAACUUGCUCUUCUUAAGUCUUUCGUCCAACAUGUUCCAUGGGCUAGUACCAGUACCGGCAGCAUCCACCUUAGGCUAUGAAGUUCAGGAUAACAACUUUUCUGGAGAAGUUCCGCCAGGAAUAUGCAAUAUGAGUUCUCUUCUGGCUCUUGAUAUGUCUAACAAUAACUUCAGUGGCAUGAUUCCUCAGUGUUUCGGAAACUUUAGUGACCAUCUGACUCUUUUGCUACUGAGAAAUAACUUGUUUCAUGGCAAUCUUCCCCAAAAGUACAGCAACAAAAGCAUCUUAAGGAUGCUUGAUGUGAGCCACAAUCAAUUGCAAGGGCCACUACCGAGGUCGUUGGUGAAUUGUCUGCUGCUUGAGACCUUGGUUUUGUCAAACAAUAACUUGAGUGAUGUAUUCCCCUUUUGGUUGCGAACUCUUCCAGAGCUGAAACUUUUGGCAAUGCGGCAUAAUGGUUUCCAUGGAGUGAUAGGAAAGCCUGAAAACAAUCAACGGUUCCCGAAGUUGCGUGUUUUAGAUAUGUCGUAUAACAAUUUCACCGGCCAGUUUCUAGCUGAUUACAUAUUCACCGAGUAUGGCAUGAGACCAAAUAUAACGGUUAGCCAGACAACAUACAUAGAGGCUGACAUCGGCUACGAAGCUGCUAAUGGUGUCAUCACUCUGUCUUAUGGUUCCACGAUUACAAUAACCAGUAAAGGUGUCGAUAGAUACUAUUCAAAGAUUCAAGAAGCCUUUGCAGUCAUUGAUAUCUCAAGCAACAAAUUUGAAGGAAAGCUUGAUGAAUGGCUUGGGAAUCUAAAAGGGCUUCGCUCAUUGAAUGUUUCCAACAACCUUCUUACCGGUGGGAUCCCAUCAUCUUUGGGGAACUUAACGCAACUUGAAUCGCUAGACCUUUCAAAUAACCAGCUCUCAGGAGAGAUCCCACAACAACUUGUGCAAUUGACAUUCCUUGCAGAGUUCGAUGUCUCUCACAACAAUCUCACAGGUCAUAUACCGAGUGGAACCCAACUCGGGGGGUUUAAUGUCACUUCUUAUGAGGGAAACACCGGGCUGUGUGGAGAUCCAUUGCCAAAGAAAUGUGGGAACUCUAAUACCCCGGAUCAAGUGCCACCUUCUGGUAGAGAAGAAAAUGAUUCAUGGCCUAGAACUGAAUUUGAUUGGAUUUUUGUGCUGGCCGGAUAUGGAGGUGGGGUGGUGAUAGGAGUGGUACUUGCAGACAUAGCAAUGACAAGGAGACCUGGAAUGUUUCUUGAGAUAGCUGGAACACUGAGCAGACUAAUGCAAAGCAUCACAAGCUGGAAGAAGUUUUGA
Messenger RNA from Fragaria vesca subsp. vesca, 2865 nucleotides. RefSeq names its product receptor-like protein 12-like. The transcript is spliced from 2 exons. Gene Ontology annotation, molecular function: protein binding. The record is from RefSeq and is a predicted model, not a curated record. Lineage: Eukaryota; Viridiplantae; Streptophyta; Magnoliopsida; Rosales; Rosaceae. The coding region runs from base 1 to 2865 and encodes 954 amino acids.